AUGGAUGAGGAAGGAUCGAAACCUGAUUGGAAUGGCAUAAGGAGGACUUACCUUAAAUUUUCGGAAGCAUAUAAUUAUUUUAAGGACGCUUUUCGAAUAUUGAGUGCAGCAUUUUCGGUGCUAAUAGCCGUGAUCGUCUGGUUGCUUCGGAAUAUUAUACUCCAAAGCCUGAUUGGGAUUUCAUGCCAGAGCUUCUAUUCAGCAACUAGCAACACUCAAUCCAUUUGUUCAAUUCUGGUCAGAUCUGUUCUUUCUGAUGAUCAGAAAUUAUUCUUGAAAACUGUUCAACGUCUCAACAAAGCAAACAUCUCCAAGCUGGACGUGUACGGGCUUUUCAUUGUCGACGCGACACUGCCGCUACGACUAAUCCAAGUGAUAGCUACAUAUACCAUCGUACUACUGCAGUUCGCAUUUCAAUAA
Bombyx mori (domestic silkworm) is the source of this 420-nucleotide messenger RNA. RefSeq lists its product as uncharacterized. The transcript is spliced from 3 exons. The record is from RefSeq and is a predicted model, not a curated record. Lineage: Eukaryota; Metazoa; Arthropoda; Insecta; Lepidoptera; Bombycidae. Bases 1 to 420 code for a protein of 139 amino acids.